AUGUCUGUACCAAGAUUUCAAAAAAUAAACUUUGGAACAUAUGAUAAUUACAUUCCAGUUAGUGAAUUAAGCAAAAAAUCAUGGAAUCAGCAACACUUUGCCUUGGCAUUUCCCAAACCACAGCGACCAGGAAUGAAAAGGAGAUCAUUACCUUCUCAAAUACGAGACAAUACAGCUCCUAAAAUUGAUGAAGAUGAAUUAAGAGGUCGUAAAAGACCAUUAUGGAUGUACCGUUCCUUAAUGAAAAUUUCUGAGAGACCAUCUGUUUACUUAGCUGCCCGGAGGCAGCCUCCGCAAAAACCAACUCGUCCCUCCAAGGGAGAGUCUAAAGAAACAGGUGCAGCGAAAACUGUGUCCCCAGAAAAAGAUAAGAAAGGGAAAGGAGAUAAAAAAGUGGAGAAGGACUCAGCAGAAUCAGAAUCAGAAGUUAAAAAAGGAAAGAAAGCUUCAAAGAAGGGCAAGGAUUCAACUACAGAAUCUGAAGGUGAAAAAGGUGAAAAAGGUGCAAAGAAAGAAUCCAAAAAAGGUAAAAAAGAUGCAAAGAAAGGCAAGGAUUCAGCUACAGAAUCUGAAGGUGAAAAAGGCGCAGAGAAAGAACCCAAAAAAGAUAAAAAAGAUGCAAAGAAAGGCAAGGAUUCAACUACAGAAUCUGAAGGUGAAAAAGAUGCAAAGAAAGAACCCAAAAAAGGUAAAAAAGAUGCAAAGAAAGGCAAGGAUUCAACUACAGAAUCUGAAGGUGAAAAAGCUGAUGCAAAGAAAGAUUCCAAAAAGGAUAAAAAAGGGUCAAAGAAGGGUAAAGAUACAACUACAGAAUCAGAAACUGAAAAAGUGGAUGAAAAAAAGGAUGACGGAAAAAAAGAUGAAAAGAAAGGGGAAGAAUCAAAGGAUGCCAAGAAGGAGAAAGGAGAUAAAAAGAAGGAGAAAAAGGAUAAGAAAGAUGAAAAGAAGUCCAGUGGUACAGACAUUGAAUCAAAGGGUGAUUCCAAGAAGGAUGCCAAGAAAGAUGCCAAGAAAAAGACUGAUGCAGACUCUGCUGAUGCAAAAAAGGAUAAGAAGGCUGCAAAGAAGGACGCUAAGAAGGGCAAGUAG
Carlito syrichta (Philippine tarsier) is the source of this 1089-nucleotide messenger RNA. RefSeq names its product cylicin 2 (gene CYLC2). Gene Ontology annotation, molecular function: structural constituent of cytoskeleton. Gene Ontology annotation, cellular component: nucleus. The coding region runs from base 1 to 1089 and encodes 362 amino acids. NCBI's taxonomy places the organism in Eukaryota, Metazoa, Chordata, Mammalia, Primates, Tarsiidae. The record is from RefSeq and is a predicted model, not a curated record. The transcript has 5 exons.